AUGGCACCGCCAAUGGAUUCUUCAGAUUUUUCUAAAUUACGUACCGUUGAACCCAUCAGCAGUGAUCCAACUGCUUCACCAGCAACAACAUGGGAAAAAUUCAAACAAGCUUUUGGCAUGCUCGUCGAAGUAUCGAAGAACAGACCCAUUAGCGAAACCGUAUGUUUGAGAGAAGCACUUAUUUUCGGAAUACCUGGCUCAUUUUUUUGUAGUAUGGCUGCAUUUCUGUUGACAACAAAUCGUAUUCGAGUAUUUCAAGCAGCUAUGCUUUCGCUACCAGUUUUAUCCAUGGGCCGUUUUACACAAUGUCGCGCAUCGAAAUUCCAUGAACGUAAAGCAACAAUACUCGUAUCGAAAAUGAUACGAGCGAAAAUGUUAACUGAUGGUACAGCUAAACAAGCUGAAUUCGAACGUUUAUUUAAAAAAUCCACUGUAGAACUAUCUGAAUUAGAACGUCAACUUGAUGAAAUUAUAUCUAAACAGCAGACUGGAGCCGAUUAA
Messenger RNA from Rotaria socialis, 501 nucleotides. NCBI's taxonomy places the organism in Eukaryota, Metazoa, Rotifera, Eurotatoria, Philodinida, Philodinidae. The record is from the annotation of a GenBank genome assembly.